Stylophora pistillata is the source of this 3471-nucleotide messenger RNA. RefSeq names its product polycomb protein SCMH1. Gene Ontology annotation, biological process: negative regulation of DNA-templated transcription. Gene Ontology annotation, molecular function: chromatin binding; histone binding. Gene Ontology annotation, cellular component: nucleus. The record is from RefSeq and is a predicted model, not a curated record. NCBI's taxonomy places the organism in Eukaryota, Metazoa, Cnidaria, Anthozoa, Scleractinia, Pocilloporidae.
GAAACAUAACCCAAUCACACUUGGCAGUUGCGCUUACACCGAGAAAAGUGCAAAGUUGUUUUUGUUUGUCCCACCACCAUUAAUUCUUAUCGAAAAUCCUUUUUUUUUCUUUCGUUUUGCGUUGAAUGUUCGUAGCUAAUCUUAGCUGUGCGAUGUUCAAAUGUUGAAAGCGGUUUAAAAUCCCAAAUUUGCAAGAUCCUUCCCGCCAAAUGGUACGCCAUUUUGUUUUUAUGCACCGCUCACAAGCGGCAUCGGCUGGAUUACGAUGAAUCCUUGGAGUAGCACAUUGCUUUGAUGACCACUCUCAACAGAUAAGAGCCAGGAAGUUCUUGUUGGCGCCGAUUUUUUGAUAAACAUUUUCUUUAAUUAAUAUUUCUAGUGGUAAUAUUCUGCUAAACGAAUACUACUCGUGCUUUGGCGGCCAUAUUGGAUUUCGAGCUCUAUUGGAAACCUCCCUAUGUCGGCGGAAAGGGAAGCAGAAAGCGCGUCUGGAAAGCAGAAUGGAGAGAAUUUUAACGAUGAAAUGAAGGAUUAUGCCAAAAGCACAAUGAAUGAGUUGUUGGGUAUGUUUGGUUACGAAGAGGCAAUCACACGAGAAGCAGUAGAGGAACUUCAAAUCAGGUUGCUUCCUGAUGACGAUGAUGAACAAGACAACAAUGGUGCUCUUGAAAAGCUAACUGAGACAGCAGAAACUGAGAGUGAUGAGCCUGUUGCUGUUACCCUUGAUCCCAAUGAGGCCCCAGUUGUGGUGCAAAUACCAGGUGGAGAAAAUGGUGGCAAUCCAAGUGUAGUGCCUAUGCCAGAAAUGAACACUGAAGUAAUUCCUUUGUCAAAAGUAUCACAGGCCACACCAGAGCUUUCUAGUUUGCCAAGUGGUGCAAAUGACAAUGCUAAAACUGGGACAGCUUUGAGCAAGAUAACAUCAGAUAAAGCACCAACCUCAUCUGACCUGCCUAGGCCGCAGGAAGAUGAAGGUGUACAAGUAACUUACACGUCUUCACCAAGUACGAAACCUGCACAAAAGUUUGGCCAGUGUAAAUGGUGUAAGAAGUCCAAUGUGUUGCAGAACUUUUCAUCUAGUGAUGGUGAAAAGGAGAUCUCUUGCAAGGAUCUUUGCUCUGCAUUGUGCUUCGAACAGGCUGUGAAGGGAAUCAAGGAAAAUCAUUCCCACACCAAUAACACUCAACAAGUGUCACCAAUAAAUAAAUCUGCCAAGAAUAGUGGCAGCUCACCUAAAAAGAUUCCUCCCGCAUUAGGUUUUGUUCUCUUUUCUUGGGAUGAUUAUCUCGCCAAGACAAAUUCUGAAGCAGCUCUUUGGAGUUAUUUUAGACAGGCUCAAGUACCGCCAUACAAUGGCUUUCAAAGGAAGAUGAAGUUAGAAGUGGCAGAUCCACGGAUAGUGGAUACCAUGUGUGUUGCUACAGUGGUUGGAAUACUAGGACCAAGGAUCAGGUGUCGAUUUGACGGCACCGACAGCGCUAACGAUGUCUGGCACUUGGUGGACUCUAAAGAAAUCCACCCUGUGGGGUGGUGUGAGGGGAACGGUGGACGAUUGCAGCCUCCUGUAGGUUUUCACCUUGAUCCUGGGAAAUAUUCUACUUUUUUAGCAAAGACUCUUGCCAGUGCGGAACUUGCUCCUGUUCGGCUGUUUAAACGGGAGCCGACGGCACCAAAGGAAAAUAUGUUUAAGGUCGGCAUGAAGCUUGAAGCGCUGGAUCCUAAAAACCCUCUUCUCAUCUGUGUGGCUACUGUGGCUGAUGUCGAUGGAGACAGAAUCCGCGUGGAUUUUGAUGGAUAUCUCGGUUCAGAUUACUGGUGUAGAUACGACUCCAGGGAUAUAUUCCCAGUGGGUUGGUGUUACCUUAGUGGUCACCCCUUACAACCACCAGGUAAAACCAAGAAAGCGUUGAAAAUAAGUGCUAAGACUAAUUCUGCACCCGAAAAAUCCGUGAAGCCGGAAAAAGCUGCCAAGUUGGAAAAGCCUGUAAAACCUGUCAAGCCGGAGAAGCCUGAAAAACGGGACAAGAAAAAAAUUAAGGUCACCUCUAGUAUUACACCAGCAUCUGUUGAAACUUCCCCUGUCCCCACGCCUGUAGUGACAACACCAUCUUCUACUCGCCCAGGCUGCGAUUCUCCAUCUUCAUCCGGGAUAGAUCCUGAGGAUGGUGUCAAUCAUACAGUUCAAGUUUUUAUCAACCAUGCGUGCGAGGCUGGGCCUCACUUGAGUGUCGCUAAAGUGGCAGGAUUACCCACCUGUUUUCGAGGCACAGUUCUGAAUGUGACAAGAGAUUGUAUUCAGUCUGUGGUGAACGCCGCCAUUGAACCCAGCGUCGUGUUCGGCUUCUUGAGAUCAGGAACUGGUCGCAUCAAGAUCUCGGCUAAGGACGGCAAGCAGACUUUGUCUUGUUACUUACAAGUUAUCGAUCGCGUGGCUGUGUUCUGGCGUGUGUUAGAGAAGUUCGCUGACAAUCUCCAGUGUUGCGAGAAUCUGCUGUGUGGAGAGCGCAUCACAGGACCCUGUCCGAAGUGUGGAAAGAGUGCGUCAAGACGAAACACGGUUUUACCUGAGACACCAUCACUUACUGCAAAGAAGAGCACUGUGGGGUUAUUGAAAAGAAACGCUCUCAGUGAACCAGAGCAACGACAACAACUUAGCGCCAAACAUCCACGGAUUACUAUUGAUGAUGAAGAUGCCAGCCAGUCUCCACAAGUUUGUUCAACUUCACCGCCCAAAACUUGGUCCGUGUCAGAGGUGGUAAAGUUCAUAGAGAAUUCCGAACUGGCUGAACACGCAGAAAUGUUUAGGAAACACGAAAUUGACGGGAAAGCUCUUCUUCUUUUAACUCGAGAAAUGAUUAUGUCUUACAUGGGCCUCAAACUUGGACCUGCCAUAAAACUAUUGUGCUUCAUAGAAGAACUGAAAAACAAGAAAUAUACGUAAACUCCAACAACAUUUAUGGGUAGGAGGACACGGAAUCGCUGUCUUGUCGUGCGGUUUCUGAUUAGUGAAGGAGUUUUUGUGAAGUCGCUGGUAGGUGUACACUCCACAGACUCUCAGCUGGUGAAAAUACACCCCUCUACACUGUACUAACAUCUUGGAAAAAUAGAAAUCAUCUUCUGCCUUUAAAGACUGAUUUUGUAAUUUGCAUUUUGCAUUUGUUUUUGUUCUGGUGAAUAGGUUAUUUUAAAAGAUAUUUAAACUUUUUAAUUGUACGCGGGCUACUAGAUACAUGUCAUUCUAUUCAAGACGUCAAUGUGAUCAAAUUCCUUGUAAAGAAAUGGAAAACAAAUGCAAGAAUUGCCUUCCAACGAUGAAUCACUCAAAUAUCACUGUUAUAUGUAGUACCUGUCUGUUCUUGCUCCAGUUCGGUGCUUUCCCUUGCUCCUGCCAAAAGUGUGGAAUUCAUGCUUGCAUUUACCUAUUUCAUUUACAAAAUACAUCAAUUGCAAUAAAAUAUUGGUCAUAGCUCA